Schistocerca nitens (vagrant locust) is the source of this 930-nucleotide messenger RNA. RefSeq names its product retinol-binding protein pinta-like. The record is from RefSeq and is a predicted model, not a curated record. Lineage: Eukaryota; Metazoa; Arthropoda; Insecta; Orthoptera; Acrididae. The transcript is spliced from 6 exons. Gene Ontology annotation, cellular component: membrane. Bases 1 to 930 code for a protein of 309 amino acids. Gene Ontology annotation, molecular function: phosphatidylinositol bisphosphate binding.
AUGGCUGACAGCCACGAGUUUGUCCCGGCUACCGCCGAGCAGGUGGCGACCAUCAGGAGUCAGCUGGGGACCGACGAGGAAGACAUCCGGCAGGCCGUCGCGUCCCUGCGUGACUGGCUCAGGAUGCAGCCCCACCUCCCCGACCACAUAGAUGACGCGCGCAUCGAACGGACGUACAUCGACUGCAAGUGUAGCAGAGAACGGGUUAAGUUGGCGUUAGACGCCUAUUUCUCACUGAGGAACAAGUUUCCUGAGAUACUGAUGAACAGGGAUCCGAUGGGACCUGAGGUUUCGUACACCAUGCAGCAUCUCAAGCUGGUGACAAUGCCGCGACUCACCAAGGACUUGCAGCGAGUGCACAUAAUCGCAGGCGUCGACCCGGACCCGUCGGCGAUCUCGUGCGUGAAGUACGCGAAAGUGCUCACGAUGCAGCUGGACAUGAUGUACUUGGAUGACUAUUCCCUCGGAGACGUCGUCAUCUGCGACAUGAACGGCGUGACCGUCGGGCACCUCCUCAGGAUCGACAUCAACGUCGUCCGCGCUCUCGAAUUCUGCUACAAGACUGUCAAUCGCAGAAGGAUGAAGGAAAUACACGUGUUGAACGUGGACAAAAUAACUGACUUCGUCAUGAAAAUAGCUAAGACAGCAAUCUCUGAUAAAUUGCUGAAGAGGAUCCGUCUCCAUCUGCCAGGAUCGAACACGCUGUUUGACCACGUGCAACGGGAAGACGUCCCGGAUGAGUUGGGAGGAACCGCCGGCCCUAUUGAUACGUUUGCCUAUGAGUUUAUCAGGAGAGCAGAGAAGCUGCGAGACUGGUUCCUGGAGCAGGACAAGUACACCUCGGAUGAGAGCAAGAGACCGCCAGACAACCAGUAUGCUGACAGCAUCUUCGGCGUUGCCGGCUCGUUUCGAAAACUUGCUGUAGACUGA